GAAGGGAGGGCGUUACUAUGAGGAAGUUGGGUAGUUGCCAUGCGAAAGUGUGUCCCAGCUGGAGCGCGGAAGAGGCCUUGGUAGGAGCAGCUAUGGCCACCCUUCCCUGUGCACUUCUUACGAGCUGCGCGUCCGGGUUUAUAGAAGAGGAUCUGGUAACGCAAAUCAUCGGCAAAGAACAAAUCCCUGCACCUCAGUCUGUAACGGAGGGAGUGCGGCAGUAUGCAUGGAGAAUAGACAACAAAUACUACACAGCUGAUGUGAAUAUCUGCGUUGUACCCGGCACGUCUCACGUCACUACACAGAUUGCUAAAACGGCUCAGGCCUUUCUUGUAUAUUUCGAUAGCACACAGAAAUCGGGUCUGGAAAAGGUGUCUGCCUGGCUCCCGCUUCUAGAAGAUUGGCUGCUGGAUGUUAUGAUCUUGGUGUGCGAUAGGGUCUCUGAAUCUGGUGUUACUCGACAAACUGCACAGGAAUGGUGCAUUCAACAUGGAUUUGAGUUGGUGGAGCUAAACCCUGAGGAGCUUCCAGAUGAGGAUGAUGAUUUUCCAGAAUCUACUGGAGUCACUCGUAUUGUUCAAGCCUUAAAUGCCACUGUGUGGUCCAAUGUGGAAAUGAAGAGUGAACAAGCAUUCGGGAUUUUCAGCUCACUAGGCGGAAUGAACCAUAGCACAGAGACCAGUGAUGAUCAGCAGGGUGAAGUACUUGCGUCCUGCCAGUUAGCCGCAGAACAAAGUGAAAGGGGUACAUCUCAUAGCCCAAGUGAAACACAGGUUGAUUCUAUUGUAGAUCCAAUGCUGGACCUUGAUAUCCAAGAGCUUGCCAGUCUGACGUCAAGUGAUGGAGACCUGGAAAACUUCAGCCGACUGUUUAGCAAGCUACAGGCAAUGAAAGAAAAAGCUGCAUCAUUGCCUCAUGAGCAACGGAAACUGCAUGCAGAAAAGGUUGCUAAAGCAUUUUGGAUGGCGAUAGGAGGAGACCGUGAUGAGAUUGAAGGCCUUUCUUCUGAGGAGGAAAACUGAACAAACUCUAGUGAUAAUGACCAAUAAGCUGCAGAGCAGGAGGGAGAUGCUGUGGUUCCUGUGAUGAAGAGACUUCCCCCUUGUGUGCACACAGUGUUAGCACUAAACCAUCUCAUAAUUCUUGUUGUCUUUUCCAUUUGGUCUUUGUGGUCAUAGCAGCGGUAUAUUUAUUAGAACAAACGUUUGUUUAAUAAACUAUUUUAUAUUCAUUAAAGUGCCAA
Molecule: messenger RNA, 1243 nt
Organism: Bombina bombina (fire-bellied toad)
Lineage: Eukaryota; Metazoa; Chordata; Amphibia; Anura; Bombinatoridae
Gene: AAGAB
Product: alpha and gamma adaptin binding protein
Exons: 10
Coding region: 18-1022 (334 amino acids)
Source: RefSeq, a predicted model, not a curated record